Messenger RNA from Miniopterus natalensis, 2710 nucleotides. NCBI's taxonomy places the organism in Eukaryota, Metazoa, Chordata, Mammalia, Chiroptera, Miniopteridae. The record is from RefSeq and is a predicted model, not a curated record.
AUGGCGGGCAGCAGUGCCGGAGAGUCCCGGAACUCGCGGGGACGCGCGGACGGGGAGGAUGCGGGCCCCUCGGAGGACCGUCUAUGGGAAGCGACGAGAGAGAAUCAGGAGCAGUUCGAGGGCCAGGAACUGCUCGAACGCCAGGUUGAGAUGGGGGCCCCCAAGAAAGAGAUGGACGCGGGCCUGGUGACGGAGGCCGAGGCGGUAGCUACGGGUUGGAUGCUGGAUUUCCUCUGCCUCUCUCUCUGCCGGGCCUUCCGCGACGGCCGCUCCGAGGAUUUCCACCGGACCCGCGACAGCGCCGAGGCUAUUAUUCAUGGAUUAUCCAGUCUAACAUCUUAUCAAUUGAGAACUAUAUACAUAUGUCAGUUUUUGACAAGAAUUGCAUCAGGAAAAGCCCUCGAUGCACAGUUUGAAACUGAUGAACGAAUUACACCGUUGGAAUCAGCCCUCAUGAUUUGGGAUUCAAUUGAAAAGGAACAUGAUAAACUUCAUGAAGAAAUACAGAAUUUAAUUAAAAUUCAGGCUAUAGCUGUUUGCAUGGAAAGUGGCAAUUUUAAGGAAGCAGAAGAAGUCUUUGAAAGAAUAUUUGGUGACUCACAUUCUAAUAUGUCUUUACAAAGGAAAUUGCUUAUGGUAAUCUCUCAGAAAGAUACAUUUCAUUCUUUUUUUCAACACUUCAGCUACAACCACAUGAUGGAGAAAAUUAAGAAUUUUGUUAAUUAUGUGCUCGAUGAAAAAUCAUCAACAUUUCUAAUGAAGGCAGCAGCAAAAGUAGUAGAAAGUAAAAGAGCAAGAACAACAAUUUCUCAAGAUAAGCCUAAUGGUAAUGAUGCUGACAUGGAAACUCAAGCUAAUAUGGAUGUAGGCAAAAGUGUUAAUGACAAACCAUCUGCAGUAACUGAAUCCUCACGGGAUACAGUAUCCUUAAUGAGGUCUCACAGGAAUCUCUUCUUAUCUAUGUCACAAAAUAGAUGCCAACAAGAUUUUAAUGAGAGAGAAGAAAGAGCAGAAACUUCUGAAACUUUUCUACUUUUAGGUAGAAGAACGACAGAGAAAAAUACACAGGUCACUGAAAGAGAGAGAAUGAAUGUUUUAAACAAUAAGCCAGAAACUUCUAAAAAUUAUCGAUCUAGGAAAAAACAGGCAUGGCUUUGGGACGAAGACAAGAACCUGAGAUCUGGUGUGAGGAAAUAUGGAGAGGGAAACUGGUCUAAAAUACUAUCACAUUAUAAAUUCAACAAUCGAACUAGUGUUAUGUUAAAAGACAGAUGGAGGACAAUGAAGAAGCUAAAACUGAUUUGCUCAGACAGUGAUGACUGAAAAAAGUAUAAAAGCUUGAUGAAAGAACAGUUAAAUAUUUUGAUCAUCGCAUUUUGUUUGAAGUUGGUGGUCACUGAUGUAUCUUAAAAAUUUUGUUUAAAGAUUAUAGUAUUUUUCUGUGACAGUCAUUUAUUUAAUAUGAGGAUUUGUUAUAAGAGUAAUAUGCCAUCAUUGUAUUCUUUAAGAACCUUUUUACUUGGGUAAAAUAUAAAUUUGUCAAACCCUAAUGCUUCCACUACCUCUACCCCCAAAUCCUAUCCUACACCAAGAAAAAAAGUGAAAACCUAGUAAGAGAAAAAUAUAUUUUUGUUAACCUAUUGUUGUGUUUAUAUACUGAUUUCAACUCCAAAACAUACACAUAAGGGUGAAGUGUCUAAAUUUGUGAAUAAUAAUGGGACUUUCACAUAAGAAGUUAAUCACUUGAUUUAUGGCCUUGACAUAUUAAUUACUAAAACAUUUGUUUAUAGAAUGAUACAGAGCAAUCUUCGAGUUUUAACAUACUUAAAUUUCCUUUCAUUAGUUUUAUAUAAAUAAUACCCAUAGAACAAAAUGUGUACUAUUACCAAGAUUUGCUUCAUGUCUCACUUAGGUAUAUUUGACUUUUGUUCCAGUGUUAAAACUUUGACAAAGAUAGGUUUAAGGAAAGCGUGUUUAUAACCUGAUGCCAUAAAUAUCAUUUUCUCUGAUAUUUUUGUUUACUAUAUCAACAGUGGGCCUAAAUAAUCCGUAAGCGCUUACAUUGAUAUUAACCAUGAUCAUUUUCACAUCUGUGAUAAAUACUAAAUAAACAAGGUCAUACAUACCUCGCUAGACAAUUUAGAGUUUUCACCAUUGAUUCUUUAGAGAAUUUAGUGAAAAACUAAUAUAGUUAUUUAGCAUUUUUUGAGUUGCAUGUGCUUUAUUUAAUAAGGGAGUGAAAAUACUGAAGUAUUUGCACAAAAAGUUAAAUGAUAGUAUUUUGUAAUCUGUAUUUCAUUUCUUACUGCAUUAUACAUGACUUUCCCAUUGUUCUUGGAUUUGUUGUCCUAUACAUAUAGUGAACAGAAAUGUGGGUGAUUACUCUAUGCUUCCUGCCUCGGUCUGUUUUGUUAUACCAGUUACUGUCACUGUGUUUAUUGCAGACAUUUUGAUGGUUAAUGCCAAAGCAGGUACCACAGGCCAACAUGGACCUAUAAAUCAACUUCCUCAUUUCACACAUGCUCUGUAAGAUGCUCAGUUAUUUUAUGUUCCACUAAAAAAGAUUACUAUCAAUUAUAGUAUGGUGCUUUCUUAUUUAGAAUUGUAUUUUAUUGAAAGAGCUAGUUUAGAUUUCAUUAAAGCAGAGUUUUAUCAUAUAACUUUUGGAAACAAAAAGGGAAAGCAAAAUAAAUUGGAUAAUGUAUUUUUU